UUUCAUGACCUUGUGAGUUGUGACAUGUUUACCAUGUCUCAUCUUCCCACGCUGCAGGCGGAAAAUAAAGGUACAUAGUCACAAUCAUAACAAACAAAAAAAAAAAAAGAAAGUUAAAACCCGAAAUUUCAAAAACCAACACCAACGACUAAAGACUCAAGAGGGAAGGGGAGAGAUUAAACAUACAUAGGAGUAUUACAGAAGAGAGAGAAAGAGAGGGUAAUGACGAUGGACAGGGAGAAGGAGAGAGAAAUAGAGCUAGAAAGUGCAAUGUACACAAACUGCUUGCUUUUAGGCCUCGAUCCGUCGAUCAUCGGUCUCGGAGCCGGCAAUACCACUCCCAGAGUCGGACUUUUCCGCCAUUCCAACCCUAAACUGGGUGAACAACUUCUUUACUUUAUCCUCUCUUCUCUUAGAGGCCCUAUUCAAUCUGCUAAGGAUUUUGAUAAAGUCUGGCCCAUUUUCGAUUCUGCUCAGUCUCGUGAUUUCCGAAAGGUUGUGCAAGGUAUUAUUAGUGAGCUUGAAUCGCAAGGAGCACUACCCAGGAGUAAUUCAAGGGUUUCAUCGCUUGCAACAUGUUGUGGACCAAGAUUUGUUGAACUAUUAUGGCAACUUUCUCUGCAUGCUCUACGUGAGGUUCAUCGGCGAACGUUUCCAGCUGAUGUUGCUUCUAAUGCAUUGCCCAGUUCUCUAACCGACGUGGCAUUUUCUCAUGCAGCUGCACUACUCCCUGUAACAAAGGCCAGGAUAGCACUUGAACGACAGCGGUUUCUGAAUAAUGCUGAAAUUGCUGUUCAGAGGCAGGUGAUGUGGUCAAGUUUGGCUCAUGAGAUGACAGCAGAAUAUCGUGGUCUCUGUGCAGAAGAGGCAUAUUUGCAGCAAGAGCUUGAGAAGCUUCAGGAAUUGAGAAACAAAGCCAAGAUGGAAGCAGAAGUAUGGGAUGAACGUGCAGCGGGUUCGAGUCAAAGUUCACAUCUGGUCUCUAAGGCUGCUCGAUUAUGGGAGUCCUUAUUAUCUCGUAAGAGCCAGCAUGAAGUUCUUGCUUCAGGGCCAAUAGAGGAUUUAAUAGCCCAUCGAGAGCACAGGUAUCGCAUCUCUGGUUCAGCUUUGCUUGCUGGUAUGGAUCAAAGCUCACAGGUCUUGUUAGGGCAGUUUGGGGAGCAAGCUACAGCUCAUCCAGCUGAGAAGGAGCAAGUUGAUGGGUCAUCUACCAAUUUGAACAGAGAAAUGCCAAGAACAAGUGUAGAUUCUUUCCACUCACUAACAAACGAAGAAAGUCGAGUGGAUGACAAAAGUGGAAGAGGUAAUCCAACUGUUGAUGUUGCUGAGAUCCUUAGACGCUGGACGCAUGCUCUACAACGAAUCCAUAAGCAAUCACUUCAAUUGGCGAAAGCUAAUGAUGGAGAGGGCCCAGAUAUUCUGCGAAGCACACAGGUUGGUGGAACUGGUCAUGCUGAAUGUUUGGCAGCAACUCUCGUUGAACAUAGGCAGCACUUGGCCAGCAUACAGGUUUUAAUAAAUCAACUGAAGGAAGUUGCGCCUGCUAUUCGAAGUUCAAUAGCAGAACUCACAGAAGAAGUGAACGCUGUGUCCUCAAGCCUUCCUCUAAUGAACAAAUGUGUUGGCCAGUCUACUUUGCCUGUACAAGCUCGAAGCAGUGGGAAAGCAACGAUUGGGAGAACCGAUGAUACUACUGAAGUUACAUCAAAAAUUUCCAAUGUUCAUCUUGAGAAGGUGGUUGCGAGCCCAACUUUAAAGCUUCCUCCGUUGUUUAGUCUGACACCAAAUUCAACAGGGAAAGGGGGACAUAUGCAAAAAAGUUUUCCUUCUCCAGUCAACCAUGCAGAUACUUUAUCUGAAAGAAAGAGCAUCGACAGUGCUUUGUUGAGCAAUGCGAUGGAUUCUACGCCACAAGACACUGAGUCUUUAUAUGUCCAGAAGGUAAAGCGAUCAGUACGAGAAGCAGCUUUGGCUGUCAAAACAUGUGAAUAUGAAUCAUCACGUGAUAGCCACUCAGAAGAUGGUUCAGAACACUUCUUUGUUCCACUCUCAACUGCAGGAGUUCCUUCUAUGGGCUUGGAACAAAGAGGGUCUUCUGUUAGGAAUAACCAGUUGUUCACGUCUGAAGCUGAGUCUUUGUUGCUUGGGAAUUCUAUGAUUGACAGUUGUGGAGGGAAGAAGUUUGAUGAAGUAUCAGAUGCUUUGGAUGAGUUCGACUCACUUUCUGGGUAUGACCGAGUAAAUGGGUUCUUAUCUGCUGCUUGUUCAAAUUAUGCAGCCUCUGAAUCACAAUCAUCUUUCUAUGACCUUGAUGAGACCACUGAUCAAGUCUUCUCCCCACCUUUACUGAUGGAAACAUCUCUGCUAGCAGAUGCUUAUGAGGAUCUACUUGCACCACUUUCUGAAACUGAUGCUGCUUUGAUGGAGCAUUGAACGAGUGUCUGGCCUUCUUCCUGUUUCUGUUAUAUGCUGUUGUUUCACCCCUACUUCUGAAUGUUGCUGGGUUGAAGGGCCGAUAUUAAUUGUUUCUGCAUGUCAUGCAUUCAUUUCGAUACCAAAUUACGGAGCUAUGAAUGCACAGAUGCAAAAAUGUAAAUUUUAUUAGAACACCAAAGUCUGCCUGGAGUACUAAUGAGUCUGACCAGGAUAAGUCAAUCUGAAUGGACAAUGGGGUCAGCCUUGUAAAUGGAGACAGCCAUGGCUGCAUCAGCCUGAUGGUUGCAGGUGGAGGCAGAUGCCUCUUGUUAUUGUUGGUUGCCAACCUGCCACUGAGGAUUGGUUAGAGCUGAUAUAUUCAUCUCGCGGAGGGUUCGUUGAGCUGCUGUCUGGUUAAAAGUUUACUGAAGUAGGAAUGGUGUGAGCUAUACAAUCUGUUUAUUUUUUUUCCUGUUAAAUUAAGCAUCUGGUUGCUGACGAUGUCUCAUUGUUUAUUUCGGUGGGCAAGAAGUUUUCAUAAUGAGUACCUUAUGAAGGGGUGGAAUCUUUCAAGUUCAAUGGUAAUAUGCUGAUGAAGAUGCAAGUCCUAGAGCAUAGUCUUUAUCAUGUUUUUUAAGGUAAGGAGAAACCUUGACAAGUUAGAGGAGUAAAGAGAAACCCAACUCGCAAGAGUGAGCUAUUCAUCGCUCUCCAUCUUUACUGUGGCUGGUGCCUUGAUUCUGGGUUGCUAUUUGUAUGUAUAAGAUAUUUGUAUCCCAUUAUAAAAUGGUACCUGUUUCUUUUCUUAUAUUUUUUUGAGGGGAGCAUUUCUUAUAUUUUGAAAUACUAGUAAAUGGUCAUGGUGGUGGUGGUUAGAAAAUAGCACGUCAUACUUCCUCAUUUUCUAGAUGAAUGCAACUCCUGACUUUGUAAUUCUUCCAUUUUUUUUAAUUGCAACAUAUCUUUUUCUA
This is a messenger RNA of Beta vulgaris subsp. vulgaris (sugar beet), 3386 nucleotides long. RefSeq lists its product as hypothetical. Gene Ontology annotation, cellular component: mitotic spindle microtubule; HAUS complex. Gene Ontology annotation, biological process: spindle assembly. The transcript has 13 exons. The coding region runs from base 223 to 2433 and encodes 736 amino acids. The record is from RefSeq and is a predicted model, not a curated record. Lineage: Eukaryota; Viridiplantae; Streptophyta; Magnoliopsida; Caryophyllales; Amaranthaceae. Gene Ontology annotation, molecular function: microtubule binding.